Molecule: messenger RNA, 9783 nt
Organism: Callithrix jacchus (white-tufted-ear marmoset)
Lineage: Eukaryota; Metazoa; Chordata; Mammalia; Primates; Cebidae
Gene: TNFSF8
Product: TNF superfamily member 8
Biological process (GO): immune response; CD8-positive, alpha-beta T cell differentiation
Cellular component (GO): membrane
Molecular function (GO): tumor necrosis factor receptor binding
Source: RefSeq, a predicted model, not a curated record
CAGUUAACUCCCUUGCCCCUUCUACCAUGUGAGGAUGCAGUGAGAAGACAGUCAACUUGAUCCUGGGCUUCUUCAAAACUAUGUCUCAAUACAGAUGAGUCUCUCAAGGAGGGACCCAAGAGAUAGUCUCUCCCUACCUCCAUGAAGAAAAUGGACCCCAGGAAGAGCAGCAAGCUAAGAGCAGAAUCAGGAUCAAUGCAGGCUGCAUUGCGUUGCUUGUGAGGAGCCCCCUUCAAGACUGCAGAAAGGAAGCCAUCACAUGCCCUUGGCCAGAAGCCUGGCAUCCUGAAAUUUCAAGAGCCCCACAGGCCUUCAGGAAGACCCGAACUUCAAGCAAAGCCUUUUUAUUUUUCAACACCCACAGCUUCCAUUCAACAAUCAGAAGUUUUCCACUUUGAUCAAAGAGGCUGAACAAGAAGGCCAAGGGAGCAGCUGGUUCUCAGCAGCUCUGGGCAGACCACAGAGCCCUUGCUACCCACUCAUGUCCGUGCCUACCAGAGGACACAGCCUUCUCCUUAAAUCAGCCAGGAUUUAUGCUCUUAUGGACUCACUGGGAAGAAAUCUCCAGACCAACUCCUAAAGGCUGACCUAAUUGGGAGAAACUCGCAAGUUUUAGAUCUGUGUAAGAACAGCAGUAGGAAUACUCUAAGCUUGGCUUUUGACACAGGACAUUUCCUUAGGGGCAUCUGGGAUCUCUGCUGCCUCGAAGUGAUGCACUGCAGCCAAGAAGUGAGCAGAAAGGAAAGGGGGUGCCGCACAGAACGAGCUCCUUCCAGGUUGACACCAAGUGGAAUUCUCAAAGAGCCACAUCUGGAGGCAGCAGCUAUACAGUGAUUCACAUUGUAAAUGAUGUUUUGAAAUAGAGAUCAUUAGUAACCACAGAUGUGACCCAGCUCUGUCCCCCGGAUAAUCUGUCUAUUGUAUCUAAAUUCCAGACUUGGAAUUUAGGACACCCAGUGGAAUGUUUAAUAGGCAUUGUCCAACACCAUCCCCAAGUCUGUUCUUAUUCAUGAAGUACUCUAACAUCAUCUCGCUUGGUCUUCCUGAUGACUGUAAUGCAGACAGGGAACAGGGAAAGCCAUAAGGACUUGUACAAGGACCCAAGGCUACAAAGGGAAGGGCUGAGACCAGACCUCAGGUUUUCAGCCUUCAGGUGCUGUGAAGAUUGAGUGACUUAGCAUGAGCUUUCAGCCAGGCAAGCUGCAAAGUGCACCCAAGUUCUUUCAGCGAUCAACACUUGCGACUUUGGUUGAGACAAUUUUCAUCCUCCCUGAACCUCAGUUUUCCCAUCUGUAAAAAAUAAACAUUGCCUGCCUGGGAGGAUGGAGGUGAAAGUGGAUUGAGGUCACAUGUAACUCCUAGCACCCUGCCUGAGACAGCAAAGAUUCAAUUAUAGCAGUCAUAUACACACCACACACACAUGCGCAUGCACACACAACACAUACAAACCACACACAGCAUGCAUCUCAGAUCACAAAUGCACACCACACCCUGCAUACAUAUACCAUACAGAACACACAACACACACACAUACCCCCAUACCACAAACACACACACACCACGCACAACACACACAGCCCCCAUACCACACCACCUCAUUGCCUAUUCCUUCCCCUUUUCAUGAGUUUUAUGGCCAGGCCCACGUUCAUCUGCCGGUUUAACCGAUCCCAAAACAUUCUGCAGGAGUGUUUGUUCAAAGGAUAGAUGUUUCCAGAUUCCUGCUCUCUGACAAUAUCUCUGAACCCCAAAUUUUAUACUUCCAUACGCCAGUCCCCCUUUGUGGGAAGUCUCCCAUUUGUGGGCCCUUUUUUUUCCCAGCGGCCCUGCAGCAUGUUCUGUUUUCAGCAGGAGCCAAUAUGAUCAAAAUGAUCCUUUUGGAGUUAUUCCACUGCAGUCCUAGGGAUCCCACCUCCCUGAAACCCAGCAAGGACUCAUUAUCUGGGGAGGUCUUCUGAGCCGCAGGCCUCACUAAAAGAAGUUGCAACUUCUUGAACAGGAAGGAGUUUUGUGGCUGGGUCUAAACAAAACAGAAGUUGCUUUGUGUGUGAGCACGCAUGCAAACACACACACACACACACACACACCACACACACAGAGUAGAGGAACCGUCAUUUUCCUACGCGCCUUCUCACAUCAGCCACCUUCUCUGUAGCUAGUUUCUCUGCACUCAACUUAAUCCCUGGCAAUGAAAAAUGAACCUCUCCCCCACCCUCGCUGCCGCCUCUCGCCUCACGCCCCCAGAGAAGAGUUUCUCCGCCAGGCAGCAGGUGAAGGUUUUUUUCCAAGUCACAUGAUUCAGGAUGCAGGGGGAGAAUCCUUCUUGGAACAGAGAUGAGCCCAGAACUGAAUCAGAUGAGGAGAGAUAAGGUGUGAUGUGGUGAAGACUAUAUAAAGAAUGGACCCAGGGCUGCAGCAAGCACUCAACGGAAUGGCCCCUCCUGAAGACACAGCCAUGCAUGUCCCGGCAGGCUCCGUGGCCAGCCACCUGGGGACCACGAGCCGCAGCUAUUUCUAUUUCACCACAGCCACGCUGGCUCUGUGCCUUGUCUUCACGGUGGCCACCAUCAUGGUGUUGGUCGUUCAGAGGACGGACUCCAUUCCCAGUCCACCUGACAACAUCCCCCUCAAGGGAGGAAAUUGCUCAGAAGACCUCUUAUGUAUCCUGAAAAGGGCUCCAUUCAAGAAGUCAUGGGCCUACCUCCAAGUUGCAAAGCAUCUAAACCAAACCAAGUUGUCUUGGAACAAAGAUGGCGUUGUCCAUGGAGUCAGAUAUCAGGAUGGGAAUCUGGUGGUCCAGAUCCCUGGUUGGUACGUCAUCAUUUGCCAAAUGCAGUUUCUUGUACAAUGCCCAAAUAAUUCUGUUGACCUGAAGCUGGAGCUUAUCAUCAACAAGCAGAUCAAAAAACAAGCCCUGAUGACGGUGUGUGAGUCUGGAAUCAAAACCAAAAGUGUAUACCAGAAUCUCUCUCAAUUCUUGCUGGAUUACCUGCUGGUCAAUACCACCAUAUCAGUCCAUGUGGAUACAUUCCAGUACAUAGACACAAGCACCUUUCCUCUUGAGAAUGUGUUGUCCAUCUUCUUAUACAGUAGUUCAGAAUGAACAGUUUCUCUUGGCCUUCAGGAAGAAAGUGCCUCUCUACCAUACAGUAUUUCAUCCAUCCAAACACUUGGGCAAAAAGAAAACUUUAGACCAAGACAAACUACACAGGGUAUUAAAUAGUAUACUUCUUCUGUCUCUUGGGAAGAGACAGCUCCUGGGUUAAAAAGAGAGUUUUGAGUGAACUAUCUUUCAGAUAGCAGUCAGGGAAGCAAUGUAGUAUGGUGGGCAGAGCUCCACAUGGGAAUCAGAACGGAUGAAUGGAUGUCCCAGCCCAACCACCAAUUUACUGUAUGGUCUUGAUCUAUUUCUUCUGUUUUGAGAGCCUCCAGAUAAAAUGGGGCUCCAGCACCAGAGCAGCUAGCAACCGUGCCCUAAUGGGAAAUUAAGGGGAGCCGGGUGUGAGUGUUUACAGUGUACCCUUCACAGGAUACUUCCUUUAUCUGCAGAUGGCCUAAUGCUUAAUUGUCCAACUUGUGAUCAAGGACUCUCUCACACAGGAAACUUCUCUAUACUGGCAGAUACCCUUGUGACUUGUGUCUGAACCGUGCCCAGUUUAUUCCUGCCUGGCCGUCACUCUGGCACUAGGAGCCUGACCUUGUGUUCCACACAACCCCGCCCUUAGGAACCUCCAGGGAAAACCAUGCCUGGGGCAGUCCCUCGUUCUUGAGAUGGAAAGCACAAAUUUAAGCACCACCACAAUGGAAAACGAGUUCAAAGACUUUUAUUCACAGAUCCUGGACAGAGAGGACAUAAUGAGUCUGAAGGGCAGUCAUCCUUCUCUGGGUUACAUGAGGCAGGAAUGAGGAGUCAGACAUUGAGAGCAAGCCAGUUAACAACCUAGGUAAAUAAAUAGGGUGUGAUCACUCUCAAUUCACUGGCAAAUGCCUGAGUGGUCUGUUUGAAGGACGCAACAGAAAACUGGGAAAUCCAGUCUGCUAGACAAGAGAGAUGCCUCUCAGUUCUUGUCUCUGGCCAGAGGUGUGGCAUAGAACUGGAAAACCCUACCAAGGGCGACUAAGCCUGGCAUCUGGUCUGAGAACGUUAAACUUGUACACAAAAUGGAUGCCAAAGCAACAUAAAAUGAUAAGAAUUUACCAUACCUUCCCCUCCCUGGAACUCAGGAUCCAAGUCUAGCAAAUGAAAGGACUGGGUUUGAAUUGCUUCAAAACCUCUUCCAUUUCAGAAGACCAGACGCUUUGAACUGAAUUGUAUCUGAGAUUCCAGAUACAAUUUUGGAAGCUCUCCAACCAAAAUAAGGCCCCCCUACCACAGUAGACCAUUGAAGACACUAGUACGCUCUGACUGCACCUCAUCUCAGCAGAGCCACAAUAUGGGGGACAAGGUUCAGGGUGCCUUGCUUAAUGGUAUGAACUGCAGGAUCUAAAGGAUGUAAUGGAAAGGAUUAUUUCAGGGUUUUUUCUUUUCUACCAUGACCCAAAAGAAGAAAUGUCAUGUUGCCAACGAGGACUAAGAACAAAACAACUUACUGUUGACCACCUGAAUCUAAGAGACCGUCUGGAUGUUCGGGAAGCCAUCUGAUGAGGCCUGACUCUAUUCCAAUUAGACUGACAAUAAUUGAGCAGCAGGCAUUUUUCAUUUCCUGUCAGGAAGGUAUUGUGCCUUUAGCAAACAAUCAGUGUGUAAUAGUGAUGUGGUCAUCUAGCCAGGGAAUGGCUGCUGCAUCUCCUGCAUAAUAUAUUUCUGCUUCGAACACCUCUCAGAAAACCAGCUCCGUGGAGAAUUUUUAAAUUCCCACAAAGUUGUUGACAGAUAAUAAUGACCCUGAAAGUGGGGAGGACUUCUGAGAAACAGCAACCUCCUCUCCUGCUUGGGGUAGCCACAUGAGAUUUCUCUAGCUGUGUCCAACUCGGCAUCUGUACAUCAUCUUUGGAGGAGCACCUUGACAAGCCACUUGAGAUGGAAUGUAGGCCCUGAGGUUAUGCUUCAGUAAGAAAAGAUGGAAGCUUCCCCGCUAGACCAAAAUAUGGAGCAAAAUUUGCAUUUUUCUCAAGAAGGAGAGAAAAGGAGUAGGAAUCCAGCAAAGUUUGUCAGAAAAAAAGCUAGAAAAGAUUUAAAAGAAAAAAUCAGCAGUGGUGGUAUGGAUGAGAGGGACCUGGGAGAACAAAAAUGGCUAAGGGAAAAUUGUAAGUCAUCUGCAGAGCAGUAUGCCAUGUCGACCUUCUCUAAGUCUCCUCUAUGACAUAUUCAGUAAAGUCUCCAUUUCUCUUUAAGUCUUUCUGUGAGUAGAUUCUUUGGGAGAAGCAGGAAUUGGAAAAGGUGUUGAAUUCAGCAAGCCAAGUGGUCUGUGGUAAAAACAGCCUUUGAGACUCAAAGCUAAAAAGAAAAAAACAGGGAAACAUCUGGCAUUUGAGUUACACAUUAACUGCAUAGGACAAAUGAAUCUUGCUUAGAUCAACUCAUGUAUUCUUGAAAAGGUAUAUGCAACCCACUGUGGGUUAACUAAGCAAAUUUUCUGCCAUCUCAGAUUCUAACUCGAGAAAGAUUCCAUUUUCCUUUUUCACCGACUGUCCUCUGAGCAGAGGUGCCUGACUUUUGCACUGUGAGUGGUUCAGUGUCUGUCAAGCAAUGCUCAGAAAGCCAACACCUACAGACGCAAGAGGUACAUCAUUUAAAUGAGUAAUGUAACCAAACCAAGAAAAUGAAAGAGAAUAAUCAUUAAUAACUCAACUGUUAGAUACAUAGGGAGUGGGCAACCCAGGAAGUUUAAAACUAAAUUCUCUUACUCUUGAGGGUUAACCAGCCCCUGGGAAUGUUAUAAAUGAAUGAUACUAUGCUAGUAAAAUGAUAUAUAUGCAAGUAAAAUAAAUAAUUUAUCUAACUGGGAACCCUGGCUACCUAAAACAUAUGCCUCUUUGGAAAAAACCCAACUUGAGCUCCUUCCCUUCCUCCUACCCUCUGAACCCUGCCUCCCCACCACACACACACACUCUGUGUAUUUGCACAACUUUUAGAGGAAGAUGAUGAGUGAGUCAAUGAAAAAUAACAAGUCAAGGUAGAGUUGCCCUGACUGAAGUGCAGUAGUGUGAUCUUGGCUCACUGCAGCCUCCCCUUCCUGGGUUCAAGUGAUCCUCCUACCUCAGCCUCCUGAGUAGCUGGGACUACAGGUAGGCACCACCACACCCAGCUGAUUUUUGUAUUUUUAGUAAAGACAGGGUUUCACCAUGUUGGCCAGGCUGGUCUCGAACUCCUGGCCUCAAGCAAUCUGCCCGCCUUGGCCUGUCAAAGUGCUGGGAUUAUGGGCAUGAGCCACCAUACCUGGCUCCUAACCCUUUUCAGAAUCACAUAUUGACUAUGUAUUGAGUCUGUAGAGGAUAGAGACCACCUGUGCCUCAUGUUCAAAUCACCAUCCUGGAGUGACGGGGGUGAGGGCAGGGAAGAGCAGAGGAAACCUCUGAAUGUGAAAGACUGUCCAACAUAAGGCUGGAAAAACAUGACCUGAAAAAUUGCAGAAAGGCUGCAGGAGGCCCUAUCAAGGCUGCUGGGAAAUAAUGGAGAUUGGAGUAGGAAACUGGGUUGAAACUCCAGCUCUCUCACCAACCACACUUGAGGACUUUCCAAGUGUCUGCUCCCUGCUGGGCUUCCACCAAUGGGACUUCCAUCAGGCCUGGCAGAUCUCUCAGGACUGUUCCAGAGACUAUAUUGGCUGACUUCUCUAUCCUCUUAAUUGAAGGAGUUUGUCCCUUCUAUCCCAGAAUAAGAGGUAUUCCUGGGAUUCUGGGAGGCUCCCUUGUUUGGUAGAUUCUGCCAGCUUCCCUCAGUACUUCUUCCCUUUAGUAUUUGUCCACAUCAAAACCUCUUAGGCCACUGGGCUAUUCUCCAAGCUAUCCUUAUGUGACUGGGGAUUUGGGGAAUGAAUUAGAUAGCAGAGUUACAGUAGAGUAACUGCUAUAUAUUUAAUUGUUUGAAUAUACUAUAGUUUGUCCAUUCUCUUAUGCAAGAACAUUUAAUUUUUGCUAUUACACACAAAGCUACAAUAUAAGCACAUCUUCUUGUACAGCUCCCACCCCUAGUUGCCAUUUUUCUAUACAGCAAAAACACUCUUGGAAAAUUAUAAAUGGUUUCACAAAGAUACUUUGUUAACCAUGGCUACCAAGGGUUUAGAUGGCUCUGUGAUCAGAGCUUAUGACCUGGAGCUUAGUCUCUGGAAUCUGAAUGGCUCCUUCCAUACUUUCUAAGUACUUCUCUGCUUUGUAUAUUCAUUCAACACACAUAUCCCAAGUGCCAGUGAGUGCCAGGUCAGUUUACGAUCCAACAUGGUGUAUGCUACAGCUCUCCCAAGCCACUGCAGAAUCAGCCCUCAUUAGCAUGGGUUUGAAACCUGCUUUUCAAUGCACUCCGGGGCUUCCCUGGAUCUAGCUCUCUUCCUGGAAAGUAAACAAACACCAGAAAGUGUGAAGGACAAGCACAGCUCCAGAAGAUUUCUCCCCCAAGAUCAUAUGUUCAUAUUCCUCAUGGGCUUUUCUCGUGGUUCCCUCCUGAAACUCUAAUGGAAGAUCGCCACUCAAUGUCUAGUAUAGUGACUUCUCAGGUGUUUUUUUUCCCCCUACCAUAACCCAGAAGAAGAAACGUCAUGUUGCCAAUGAGGUCUAAGAAAAAAAAACAAAACUUACUGUGACCACUUGAAUUGAUUUUUAUGAUGCUCUCAUAAGUCACAACCCACAGUUUCCAAAACACUGUUCCAGUGUGCCUUCUCCUGCUCCACGUUGGAAUGCUAAAUAUAUACUUUCCUUAUUCCCUUGCAGCUUGGGUUCUAUUUAGCCUGAAAUGGACAGAAUUUUGGAGUGUUUGUCAAUCCACCCAGGAAGCACAGGUUUCUGUUUUUUCUGCAGCUUCAUUUGCAGAGGUUUUAAUGUCCAGAAGCUAGCUUAGUAGUUGAGGUGAGCCUGGGUGGUUUGGGAGAAGCAUCCAUUCUGCUGAUAUAGUCUGUUGCAGAUGUACACUGGUUCUGGAGCCCAGCAGCAGCAGCGGCUUCCUGAUUGCAGUGGUUUCCUGUUCACGGCAACAGUUCUGUGGUUCUAGAGGGACAAGCUUCCUGAUUGCAAGAUUAUUGGAGAGACAGCAGCUACUAUAGCAGCCCAGUUCCUAGGAGUCGCAUUAUAGGUUGCUCCUGAAAGCUCAGUCUCGAUUCUGUUUCCUCAGCCCUCCUGACAAUUCUACAAGCCAUUUAUUACCCUGCGAUAAACCCCUUCCUGCCAAACAAGCUAAAGUGAAGUCUGUUCUCUGCAACUGAUUCCUCAUGAAUAUAAUAACAACAUGUACAAACUGACCUCACCAAUGUUUACAAACCAGCCCGCCAUACUCACCCUGAACUUAACACUAUUCCUACAUUCCAAAUCUCAAGGACUAUCGCAGUCUCUGAAGAUCCUUCUCACUUCCUACUCAAUUCACAUCCAGUUCCUCCAGUUUCCUGGUUUCAGUAUCCUAGUGCCACCAUUGGCACUACUCUGAAUACCUCCUAACUCACAGCAUUGCCUCCAAUCUUACAAAUCCCAUCUCCAGACAGCAAUAGUAUCUCCCCAUUGUUCUUGGAAGUGAUAGUGAUAAUGACCAUUUACCAAGCUCUUAAGUGUUACAUACUUUUCCUGCACUCACUUAUUUAAUCUUCAAAGCGACCCAAUGAAAUAGGCAUCAUUAUCUCCAUUCUUCAGAUAAAGACGUUGAGAGUCUGAGACAUCGAGUAGCACGGCCAAUGUCACACAGCCAGUGGAUGGUAGAGUUGGGAUUCAAGACCCAUUUUGUCUAACUCCACAUGCCAUGCUCCAGUCACUACAAACAUAGCCUUCCAAAACUCUAAGCUCUUUCCACCAGUUCUCUCCCUAUCUGCUGAAUGUCUCUCUAGUUUUGUGCUCAGCCCCACCUCCUUGUGCUCUACGCUCAAAUCACAUUGCACUCUUUCCAGUUCCUCCAAUCUUUCGUGCUCUGCCUAGCCACCAGGUGCUUGCAGAUAAUUUUUCUUCUGCCUAGGAUUCUCCUGUCAUACUCUUUUGCCUGAUUAACUCCUCUCAUUGUUCUAAUUUCCAUUUCAGUGUCACCUCUUCAGAGAAGUCUUGCUGACUCUGCUGGCUUCACAUAAGGCCUUGCUGUCUCCUUCUACACCUCCCCCAUCCUUAAUUGCAUGACACCUCACCCUCCCCCCCUCAUUCUCUCUAUCUCCAACAUUAAAACUCCCAGAAGGCAGGAACCUUAUCAAUCUUAUUCAGCACUGGGUGCUCAAAGCCCAGCCCAAUUCCUGGGACAUAGUAGAUGGCCAUUCAAUAAAUAUUUCUUAAAUGAAUAAUCAAAGAAAACCACUUUAAAUAUGAGUUCAUUUUAAGGAAAAGGUAUCAAAUAAGCCACACCCAAAAAAAAGAAAAAAGAAAAACAGUUCUUUUCAAAAUACGGAAAUAUGAAUUGAAAGCCUCUAUUUUUCUUAGAAAUAAUUUUUAGCACUCAGGAAAUAAGAGUGCCUAUUAGAGAAAGUUGAAAUUUUUAGAAAGCAGAAUCUACGUGUAUCUGAAAACAUGGAAGGGAAAAAAAACAAAUCUUCACUUACUUCAUUGAACCGCCUUUCUGAGCAAGGGUGGUAUAUUUGCUGUACAAUCCAUUGCCCUUCCUGCUGCCGAGAUAUCUAUGUGCUAUUCCAGUCAUUUUGUGAUUAGAAAUAAACAGAGUAAUCUUAGAAA